Molecule: messenger RNA, 1338 nt
Organism: Zychaea mexicana
Lineage: Eukaryota; Fungi; Mucoromycota; Mucoromycetes; Mucorales; Lichtheimiaceae
Exons: 3
Coding region: 1-1338 (445 amino acids)
Source: RefSeq, a predicted model, not a curated record
AUGUCACCCUCUUGCUGCUGUAAUUGUUUAUGCCUGUCGUCCAGACGACUUCAGGAACAGGACCAAGAUCUGCUUAUUCCCGAAGACGAACCCAAUGCCUUUGAUUUGACUUGGCGGAAUUACCUUUUACCAUCUUCAUGCAUUCCCAACAUUUUCAAACGACAACAACCGAUACGCCUCGGUGACGACGAUGACGGAAACAUUGUUGACCCUCACGACGAGUUGUUUAUUUCACCAAAUUACUAUCAGGGCCGCGCUGUGCGUGGCUAUCUCGACAAUCCUCAAGACUGGGAGUUCGACUCGGUGCUUCACAACGACCAGCAACAAUUCCCAGAAUUUGUCACUCGAAAUCCGUUCGGUCGAAAAAGUAGCAAGAAAAAGAGGAAGCAUAAAAAACAUCAGCAUCACCACCACAACUAUCCACGAGUCGUUCGUGAAGGAGUGGUGGAUGGAGACGAAGAAGAAAUAUUCUCCGAGGAUAUCCAAGAUGCCGAGUUUCUGGGCGACGAUCAGAUAGCUCACCUUGCCUAUGAACGAUCCAAGAACAUGGACCCGUACGGCGAAGAAGGAUACAUUGACUCCACUUACGACAGACCCAUUUCUCAAGAAAUGCAACCACCACCAGCGCAUAAAGAGUUCUACGCUCCAAAAACCAUGCCCUACUACUUUGUCAAUGACGAGAACGACGAAUAUCACGAUGAAUAUCACGACAAACCAAGGGUAGUACAACAGCAACAAGAGUAUCAUCAAAAACAGAAACAACCAGAAGAACAACGACAAUGUGAAGCUUCCUCCUCAUCAGCAACACACAUAGCGACUGUAGCGGAACAAGCUCAGGACUUGCUAAGCGAACGAUUGGAUGACCUGACAGAUAAACUCUUGUACAUCCGACAAAACAUGAUGGACAUAAACAAGAAACAAGAACAGGAACCUGAUAAUACGACACUUCACACAUUAAAAUAUAGCAACGACAACCACAAGGGACCUGGCUCAGACAAAACAGCAUCUGACAUGGACUCGAUUGCAUCGGAAGCGUUGAACGAAUACGAACGACCAGAGGUUGACGACGACGAUGACGAUGACGAUGACGACCGACGACGACGACGCUCAGGUGCUUCGCAAUACAGGUUUCCCUUUGGCGGUGGCGACUCUCCUCCAUUCGGCUCCGACCAUCAUCCGUUUUCCUACUUUACCGACAAUAACAAUCACCGUCGUAAUGCUUCUACUACAUCAGCAUCAUCAUUUUCUCCACCUAAUAACAACUCGAGCGAUGAUAAUACCCCAGGUCUCAACUUGCGCGGCGUCUUGGAUUUCGGCAAGAGAUGGCUAGGCGCCUAA